GGCAUCUUCCAGGAAGAAAGUCCUGAGUGAAGGCGACCAGCGGUGAAUGAGCGGCUUCUUCUUCUCUCACCUUUUAUAAAAAACAGCAUUUCCAGGAGUUCACACUCUCUCAUAAACUGCUUUGUGGACGGUCAACAUGCUGAUUAAAGAAUUCCGAAUUGUUCUGCCCAUUUCAGUGAAAGAGUACCAAGUGGGUCAGCUGUAUGCAGUAGCAGAGGCCAGUAAGAACGAGACGGGUGGAGGAGAAGGUGUGGAGGUGCUGGUCAACGAGCCCUACGAGGAGAAUGGAGAGAAGGGACAGUACACCCACAAGAUCUACUACCUGCAGAGCAAAGUCCCAGGAGUGAUCGCUAAGCUUGCUCCAAAAAAUUCUCUAGAGAUCCACGAGAAGGCCUGGAAUGCAUAUCCUUACUGUAAAACAGUGCUUACAAGCGAGUACAUGAAAGAUUUCAUGAUUAAGAUUGAGACGUGGCACAAGGAUGACUAUGGUGACCAGGAAAAUGUACAUGGACUGCCAGAAAACCAGUGGGAGAAAGUGGAAGUAGUUAACAUUGAUAUUGCUGACAGAUCUGCCAUCAGUGCAAAGGACUACAAACCAGAACAUGAUCCAGCCAUCUUUCAUUCAAAGGAGACCGGUCGGGGGCCUCUGAAACCUGAUUGGAAGGAAGAACUGGCUGCUAACCCCGACCGUCCUCACAUGUGUGCCUAUAAACUAGUGACUGUUGAAUUCAAAAUGAUUGGACUAUCGGGCAUUGUGGAAAGCACUAUCCAAAAGACGGAGAAGCGUGUGUUCACCCACUUCCACAGACAACUGUUCUGCUGGAUCGACAAGUGGAUUAAUCUGACGAUGGAGGACAUCCGACGCAUGGAGGAGGAGACGAAGGCGGAGCUGGAUAAGAUGAGGGUCAAUGAGGAACGUAAAGGCAUGGGAGCUGAAGGCUAACCCAAUCACUCUGACACAAGAGGAUUUGACUUCAACCAGCGAGCUCAGACUCCUCUCCUUGGACACUGGACCUAAAAGAGCUUGAUAGGCACAAUCAAGAAUCCCACACUACAUCCCAUUAAAUCUACUCUUAAUAAGAGUUCCUUAUUGUAAAGCAAUUGUGUGUAUUUAUCUACUACAUUCAGACACAACUGGUUGGGGAGUGUGUUUUGAGGAUGAAGCAUUCUUGAAUAUGCCUAUUCAGUCCUCUUACAUUUUAAACAUUAGGGAACAAGGUGUGGGUCAUCUCUGAGGAAACAUUUCUGAUUAUAUUUUCUUGAAUUUGCAGUUAUUUGGGUUCUUGUUCUUUCUUAAAUUUUGUAUUUUCCAGUUCUCAGUGACUUAUUGUUGGUUUUUAUUUAUUGUUAAGACUUGCUUUAUGUCCACAAAAUGUAUUUUUCUUUUUUUAAUUGACUAAAAUAGAAUAGGCGUCAGUGCUUUUGAACAAAAAAAAAGUUUUUUUUUACCUCACAAUGUGCACUUACUACUGGAACUUCCUCCACCCCCCAGUGUUUAAAGCUUCCCCAAAUAAUUUGACCCAUAAUAACCUGAUGGUUGGAGGCAUUGCAAUAAAAAUACAGCUUAUGAUUUAUGAAAAUUAAUAUUUAGGCUACUUUAGAAAAGGCUCCAUCAAAGACAUUUAAUAUACUCACAUAUUAUAUAAUAUACUGUACCUGCUGCUUGUUCGGUGGUCAGUUUAGUUUCCUACAAAGAUGCCAGCUGCUGGUUUGUAGCUGUUGGUUGAGGUUUUGUGUGUUGGUGAUGAUAUUGUGUAAGAACCUUAACUCUGAUUUGACAUAAACAGUUUUGUCUGGAGUUCAAAUUAUUUGUCCUACAUCAUUGUAAGUCUUGUCCUGUAUUGAAUGAAAUAGCCUGGAUUUUAAUGUUAUGAGCUAUAUGAUUCUAUAGUAUAUUAAAAACAAUGUAUUUGUUCCUCA
Molecule: messenger RNA, 1920 nt
Organism: Centropristis striata (black sea bass)
Lineage: Eukaryota; Metazoa; Chordata; Actinopteri; Perciformes; Serranidae
Product: phosphatidylinositol transfer protein alpha isoform-like
Exons: 12
Coding region: 137-943 (268 amino acids)
Biological process (GO): phospholipid transport
Cellular component (GO): cytoplasm
Molecular function (GO): phosphatidylcholine intramembrane carrier activity; phosphatidylcholine binding; phosphatidylinositol transfer activity
Source: RefSeq, a predicted model, not a curated record